CGGGAGCGCGCGUAUGAACGCGCUGCUGGGGGAGGUGGAGUGCAGGGUUGGCUGACACAAGCGCAGGGAAGCCGCAGACACAAAGUACUCCAGCUAACUCGCUUUAGACCAGUGAGAGGCGAUUAAAAAAAGAAAGCGCAAACAUGUCAGCGAAUUGUAGUUCGGGACUUUUGCUGUUGUUUUUUUUCUUGUUUUACCUUUGCUAUCUUUUGUUGGGCGCUCUGAUUUUUUCUGCUAUAGAGAAACCUGAAGAAAUACGCCUUAAAGCCGAGUUAAGGGCGCUCAAAGCACAGUUUCUAAACCAAAGCUGCAUCAGCUCCGCUUCGCUAGAAAGUUUCCUGGAGCAGGUUUUAGAGGCCAACAAGUACGGCGUGUCCAUCCUGAAGAAUGCCACCGUCAACACCAACUGGGACUUCGCGUCGUCACUGUUCUUCGCGGGCACACUGGUCACGACUGUGGGUUAUGGCCACACAACUCCACUAUCAGACAGUGGAAAGGCGUUUUCGAUCUUCUUUGCUCUUCUGGGAGUACCCUUCACCAUGCUUAUUCUGACCGCCUCUGUGCAACGCCUCAUGUAUUUCUUCACAUACAUUCCAAUUGGCCGGUGUCAGCAGCGUUCUGGAUGGCAGCACAAGGCAGCUUCCAAGGUCCAUUUUAUUGUUGUGGCUUUAAUUUCAGUGAUAUGCUUUUUUGUUAUACCAGCUGCGAUCUUCAGCUCCAUUGAGCAGACCUGGAGUUACCUUGAUUCAUUCUACUUUUGCUUCAUCUCGCUCUGCACUAUUGGACUGGGCGACUUUGUGCCAGGAGAACAAUAUGGCCAAAAGCUGCGUCCUCUUUAUAAGAUAUCUGUUGUAGUUUAUCUUUUCAUAGGCCUAAUGGUGAUGCUGUUUGUUCUGCGUACUUUCCAUAAAGCGGCUGAUCUGCAUGGACUGACAGGUUUGUUCCACUUGCCCCAGUGUGAAGAGGAAGAUCAAGAACCCAUUAUUAAGGAGUCGGCAGGCACCGAAGAUAAAACUGCACGUGACCGUGACAGGCUUGCACAAAGUCAACCAUCCUAUGACUCCAUUGGGCGAUAAGAGGCCGCCAUAGGCACUUGAACAUCCAAACAUAUUGGAGCAUAGAAGGCAACAAGCAAAGGAUAUUCUGUGAAAGCUGAGAAUUACAGGAUCUUACAUCUAGCUUGGUAAAAGCUGGUAUUUGUGGUUGAUGUUUACACUUUUAAAUAAUUACAAAUGCAGUUAGGUAUUUUAUUUUACUUUUUCGUGUUGAACAGUGUCCGUAUCGUCAUACAUUUUAAGAUGAUUUGUAUUAUAUCUUGGAUGUCUGGGGCCAAAUUUUCUUUUAAAUUAAACCUGUUUAAUUUAACUUCAGAAAAGUGAUGAAAGCUUUAAAUGGUUUGUUUUAAAUAAAGAAAUGGAGUUGACUAAGCUUGAACAACUCUUUUUACAGUUAAGACUGUAGCAUGGUAAUACUUGCUGCAAUAAUAGCUUUUUUUGUAUUGGAUUUAUUUGAUUUCAAGAAUAGUUGAAGUGUUAUUUUAAAAUAAAGAAUUCUAGCGUUUUUCUUAGAACCUGUCAAAGAAUUUAAUAUUUUUAAAUGUAAGAUGUUUAAGGACUGUGCUAUCAUACAUUUCUCCCAAGUAUCUAAUGGAUUGGCAGAAGUAUAUUUUAAUAUGUGCGAUCUGGUUUUUAUUUUGUGAGUGAGCGUAACUCCAUUAUGUUUUAAAUAAAUCAAAUUUUAAUUUUA
Molecule: messenger RNA, 1746 nt
Organism: Polypterus senegalus (gray bichir)
Lineage: Eukaryota; Metazoa; Chordata; Cladistia; Polypteriformes; Polypteridae
Gene: kcnk6
Product: potassium channel, subfamily K, member 6
Exons: 3
Coding region: 144-1076 (310 amino acids)
Biological process (GO): potassium ion transmembrane transport; stabilization of membrane potential
Cellular component (GO): membrane
Molecular function (GO): potassium ion leak channel activity
Source: RefSeq, a predicted model, not a curated record